ACCACACCUGAGCUUUAACUGCUUUCAACUGUCAUGAGAAGUAAAGCGUGGGUAUCUCUCAGAUUAAGUGGAUUUAUCACAGGAGAUAGCUUCACCUCAAUAACAUAAGUAACCUUGUCAUUGUGUUCAGAAGAAUAGCAUGAUAAAAACAAGAAUGUUCUCUUCUGGUCUGAGUGCAAUUGUUAUCAACUGGUUUUCCAUCAUGUGGUUCACUUUGGCAGUUGCCACUAGAGGUAUGGAUCUGAAGACAACCCCUGACACAGAGGCCCAUUGUGGGGACAAUGUAACAUUAACGUGCAAUGCCACCUCCACCAUGUUAUUGGAUGUUAAAUCAUUUCACUGGAUUGGUCAAAACAAAACAUUAUGUGGCACUGAGGUCUCCCACAAGUACCCUGCAGUUGUGUGUUCUAACGAAACAUGGAGAUCCCACAAUCACCUCAAUAUGAAAAUUGUCAACAUCAUGCUUAACCACCAAGGGAAGUACCUUUGUAAAUUUCGCUCACAAGUAGGGGUCUAUGAAAGGCCCACGUUCGUCACUGUAAAAGACUGCUUCGGAAAUCAAGACUACACCAUCAAUGAGUCUAUUGCAGAGUGUUGGUUCUAUGGAGGUUUCAGCAAUGGUGAAAUCCACUGGUUCAAGGGAGCUGACAAGUUAACGGACACAAAAAGCAUAAAGCAGAUUGAUGACCAUAACGGCCGCUACAAUUUCACAAGUAUUCUAAAAUCACCGGAAGAAAACCAAAAUUACAGCUGCUCAUUAUGGAUACCUGAGCUCAAGGAAUAUGUCUACAAUCAAAGUGUAGUCAUGAUUAAAGAUUUAACUAGCUCAUCCGGGAGAAAUUUUCAGUGGAUCUAUAUGUUAUAUCCAAUAUUGGUGAUACAGUAUUUGAUUUUUUGUGAUACGUGCAAGUUUGAUUUUUUUCAGUGAGGUUAACGUACAGUAUUUUUCCAAACGUGUGUUAUAAAUGACCGGGAUUUUGUUGUUGUUGUUUUCUGUUUGAAAUAUGUAGCUCUUCAAUGCUAGUUUUCUCUCGAUGGCCUGGUUCUUUUUCAGAGGGGCAUGAAUAUUUUGUUGAUGAGGGCACAAUUUGAUCUUAAGUGGACCUGACCAGUGAGUAAAGAAAUGAAAAAUAAACAGUUUUUUUUUUUUUUUUUCAUUUUUGAGGUGCAAAAAAGCAUGACUUGAUUUGAAAACUAUGCAACAAAUGUGUGAAAGAGAAAAGGUGAGAGUGUUUAUAAACUCACAGACACUCGAAGGCGAAGGACGCAUUUUCCUGAGCUCCGCUAUCUGUCUCUGAUAACUCAGGCAC
Corythoichthys intestinalis (scribbled pipefish) is the source of this 1310-nucleotide messenger RNA. RefSeq lists its product as uncharacterized. Bases 140 to 928 code for a protein of 262 amino acids. The transcript is spliced from 4 exons. The record is from RefSeq and is a predicted model, not a curated record. Lineage: Eukaryota; Metazoa; Chordata; Actinopteri; Syngnathiformes; Syngnathidae.